AUGGGUUUGCGGACCGGCGGCGGCGGGCUGCCAAGUCCUGUUAGCAGUCCCAGCGCCCGUAGAGGAGGUCCGAGCGGGGCUGCAAGCGGUGCAUUUUCAGCUAUUGCCGGGCCUUCGACCAGUGUGAACAACUCAUUUAGCUCCAUCUCCGACGCUGCCUGUUCGAAUUCGGACCUGGCCAAUCGUCUUGUGCAAAUCUUCAAAAGGUCCUUGUUGCCUGGAACGGGUAUUCAUGGUCUCACUUCGCUCCUCUUUGCCCUGUCAUUUGAAGAGGCUACGAUGCUCUUUGCGCUUGUUCUGCUCGAAGCUCUGGAUUGGUUACCUCGAUCUACCCUCGUGGGCAAUUGGAAGUGGAGCCUCAUAGCCAUCCUUGCCCUCUCCAUCGUCAUUGUUCGUGAGUCGUCGCCAGCGAUGCCCGCAGACACAAGCGACUUGCAGGCUGACCGACAUACGCGUAGCGCUGGGUAUAUGCCUCCUGCUUACAUUCAGAGUGGAAGGUGGGUGCUCGAUCUCUACCCAAUGAGCGCGCAUGUACUCACCACUUUGCGACCUUCCUCUUGCGCUAGGCUCCUCAUCACAGACUCGUAGAGGUCUGUUCGCCUUUCUUCCAUUCUUGGGAUGGAUUUUGCUCUUUCUUCGCGUACCAUUGCCCUCUGCUCUCUCUGGAUCAUCCUCGGCUGGUCUGCUUGAUGCUGCACUGGCAAGGACGGCCGUGCUGGGUGUCAGUCUGAUCGCUCUGCUAUCCGGCUCCGCGGCCGCUUCGAGCGCCAUGGACAGCUGGGACGCUUGGUUCUCCAAGCGCAGACCGUGAGCAUAGCCCGCUUGGAAGGCUUGGUGCGCUCUGUGAAUGACAGCUCACUCGAUUCGUAUCUCCUCAGACGACCACCCACAGCGCAGGAUGUCAAGACAGCGCAGGACUCUUUUGAUCGUGCCAGAUCUGACUUGCAGACCAGAAAGGAUACGCUGGAGAGUCUGAACAACAGGCCUGCUUCGGAGGAACGGAGCUCAGGCUUCUUUGACAGGUUGUGGGGCGGUAGCGGAAGAGAUCGAGGUCAGUCUCUGCUCGAUGUCGGAUUCACCUUGCGUUACAAAGUUCACUGCACGCAUCGUCAAGAGCUGAUCAAAAUUUCCCUCCUGUCGUACACGUGCAGAGGCUUCAUCGUUGCGAGCUGAAAUUUCGGGAUUGGAAAUGCUGGCCAGAGCGAUGAGGGAUGAUUUGGAUAGAAUCACGAGGUUGAAGAGGGAGGCAGAGUGGUCCAAGACUUUGUGGGGAAGAGUGCUGCUUGGCGUGGGCCACAUCUUUAGUGUGUACUGCGUCUGGCGAGUAGGCUUGGUGAGUGCUUCAGAUCACCCUUGCAUACUUGAUCUCUGUUUUUUUGCGUCGGUAGCUGCUGUGCUCAAGCGCAAGCCAUCCCCGCUCGUUUGUGUCCAGGCGCUCCUGUCGCUUUUACUACUCGGCUAUAGAGAUGCUGCACCACCCGACUUCGUUUCGGUAGGUCUGGCCCACCUGGUUCGCUUCUUGGGACCUGGAGCUUCAGAGUCGAUAGACUUGGCAAUGUGGACCAGACAGAUCAGCCUGUUGUUCGUUGGAGCGCUCAUCAUCGUCAGGAUGCGAAGCGUCUUGUCUGGACUUGGCGCUGUGAGUCCGUACCGGGGGCGAGGGCUUCUUCUCUCUGAGGUUCUCGUCGUUGACGAGGCUCUCCUCCAUCUCUCUUGCCCUGAUACGCAGUUUUUCAGAGCGGCAAGCACAGGCGUCAGCACUGGAUUCCUCAUUCUCUUCUUGGCAGAAGUGAUGGUGAGGUUUGCACAGGCUAUGGUGCCCUUUCCGACAAGGAGAGGCGCUAACGAUUUGUGUCAUUCUUGCCAUCGCGCGACGACCAGACGAUCUACCUCUUGGCAACCUUGAUUCAGCUACGCACUGCUCUGCCUCCUUCAUUCUCGGGAGCCACAUCGGACCAAGCAAGUCAGACUCAACACCUGCAGCAUCCUCCGCUCCUAUCGACUCUACCAAGUUUCGCCAUCGUCUUUGGUGCCCUGUUCGACGGCGUGAGUGUUCAAAUGCGCAGCUGAGCUCAGCGCAGACAUGCUGCUGGCCUAUCCAGAAGUGCGAAUUCGAUGCGAAACUUUGACGACUUUCGCUGCCCCUUUACGCCACUCUUUGUAUAUCCAGGGCUUUUUGAUCGCUGCUCUCGUCACCGGACUUUACAGGUGGUUGACUAGAGAUACGGAACCGACACUGUUUGGAGCUGGUGGAAGCGCAGGCGCAGGUGGCUUACCGAGAUGA
This is a messenger RNA of Ceraceosorus bombacis, 2284 nucleotides long. Lineage: Eukaryota; Fungi; Basidiomycota; Exobasidiomycetes; Ceraceosorales; Ceraceosoraceae. The record is from the annotation of a GenBank genome assembly.